Phaeodactylum tricornutum CCAP 1055/1 is the source of this 831-nucleotide messenger RNA. RefSeq lists its product with no specific name. The record is from RefSeq and is a predicted model, not a curated record. The transcript has a single exon. NCBI's taxonomy places the organism in Eukaryota, Bacillariophyta, Bacillariophyceae, Surirellales, Neidiaceae. Bases 29 to 826 code for a protein of 265 amino acids.
GCUCAGAAUCGUUGCAUACAUCAAUAGAAUGAAUCCGUCUAGUUCAUUGGCCCUAAUACUGCUCAUUCUUACACGAAAGGAAACACUUGCGUUGCAAUCAAUACCAAGUGAAGGGCUAUUGAGACCCUCGGCAGAGUUGUUGUCGAGAAGGACGCUAAUUUCAUCCGUGGCUUCUACCGCAAUUCUUUUCACUUCAACUAUAUCGUAUGCGGAAACCAACGACAGGAGCGAUUUGCUCAGAGCCAUAUCUCGAAAAGCCUCUGACGAGGAGGUGAUCGGCAUCAUUGAAAACCUACAAGACCCCUCGGGAGGGAAAGCAACAUUUUAUCCUGAUCGUUUAGAAGGACAAUGGGAACUGAUUUGGUCGUACAAGGCAGAAGCAUUUUCUCCACUACUCAAACUUCCCGAGCCUUUCCGACCAGAAUCCUAUCAGUAUCUUGGAUCGGCGGCGGCACAAGAAGUCGGGGAUGGCCGGAUUGCGCAAGGCUUGACAGGUGGUAUUCUAGGGAAAAGCCAACUCUGGCUCAGCUCCGGAGCUGUUCCUUUUGAAGACGACCCUUCCGUUCUCGAAAUCCAACCGCCGUUUCGGUUCCAGCUUGGCGGAAAAUACGGUAGCGGUGUUCCCAAGAAAAUGAUUGUCGAAUCCGGGAGUGACGCCGAGUUUCGACAAGUCAAUGGACGAUCAAAAGAAGAACAGGCAGCCGGUAAAAACCAGUACCAGCAAAUGUAUUUGGAGAACAUUGGUCCCGGUUCCUUACGCGUGUCCAGCGUAAUUGCGGGUGACCCGGUCAUUGUUGGAGAAAUCUUUGUCCACCGAAAACUGUAAGGAAG